CAUCUCACCCCCUGCCUUUCUUCUCUCUUCCCAGAGUGAUGGCUCAGCUCACACAGUGGCUUUGGAGACAUGAAUACUGGCUACCUCCAGGAUUCACCUGGGAGGACAUGCAGGAGACGGAGGACGUCCACUAUCCCCAACCCCAUCACCUCCUGUUCGGCCUCCCCAUCGCUCUCCUGAUGGCCGCCCUCCGGUUCUUCUUUGAAAGGAAAAUUGCCAUCCCCUUGAGCAAAAAGCUGGGUUUGCAAGAAAAGGUGAGACAGAAACCUCCUCCAAACCCGAUUCUGGAAGCUUUUUACACAAAGUGGAGGAAAAAUCCCCAAAAGGAAGAAGUCAGCGGCUUAGCCAAGCAGUGUGACCUCCAACCAAGGCAGGUAGAGAGAUGGUUCCGGUACCGACUGAAUCAGAACCGGCCCAGUGUGACCAAGAAAUUCUGUGAAGCCAGCUCGAGAACUGUGCAUUCCCUUAUUCACCUCUUCAUUGACUUGGCCAUCCUUUAUGAUAAACCCUGGUUCUGGAAUGCCCAUGAAUGUUUGGAUGGGUACCCACAGCAGCCCGUCCAGCUGAGCCUUUUGAGCUACUACCUCAUGCAGUUCUCCUACAACUGCUCCUUGAUCAUGACAAUUCCUUUUGACGUCAAACAGAAGGACUUUAAUCUGUUAAUUGUCCACCAUGUGACCACCGUCUUGCUCAUUGGCUUCUCCUAUUGCACCAAUUUCAUCCGUAUCGGUUUAGUUGUCAUAUUUCUACAUAAUAUUCCCGAUAGUCUGCUGUUUGGUGCAAAGAUGUUUAACUACCUGAAGUGGAAGAAAACCUGCAACACACUCUUUACCAUUUUCUCAGUGCUAUUCCUCUUUGCUCGUGACAUCGUUUUCCCUUACAAGGUUCUCAACACCACAUAUUACUAUUUGGCGGAGCUCCACCCGCCUUAUUUUGGCUACUACUUCUUCAAUGCCUUCCUGAUGCUCCUGCAUCUUGUCAACAUUUUAUGGUCCCGCCUGAUCAUCCUCGUGAUUUAUAGGUUCCUGAUCCAUGGCAAAGAAAAGGAUGUGCGGAGCGAGUCAGAGGGCAGCGAGGAAGAGGAUGUGGAUGAAGUGGACCAGAAGGCGGAACAAAAAAUCAACAACAAAACAUCACCAUCAUCAAGGAAGUGUGCAGCAGGUGUCCAGAUGAAAUCAUAGACACUGACACGAAUUUCUAGUUUUCUAUAAAUAAAUAUUUUUCACAUUCGUAUUUACAGCAGACAGGGAUGCCACACAGAGGAGGGGGUCAAGCUAUUUUCCAAAGCACCUGAAGGCCAGACAAGGAAUAAUGGAUGGAAACUGACCAAGGAGAGAUUCAACCUAGAAAUAAGGAGAAAUUUCCUGACAGUGAGAACAAUCAACCCAUGGAACAGAAGUUGCCUUCAGAUGUGGGAGCUUCAUCACUGGGAGCUUUCAAGAAGAGAUUGGAGUGCCAUCGGUCAGAAAUGGUGUGCGGUCUCCUGCUUGGGCCCCAGGGUGCUGUCAGGCUUCGGUGCUAUCUUAAAUAAACUUCAUUCUCAAACGCAAA
This is a messenger RNA of Pantherophis guttatus, 1551 nucleotides long. The record is from RefSeq and is a predicted model, not a curated record. NCBI's taxonomy places the organism in Eukaryota, Metazoa, Chordata, Lepidosauria, Squamata, Colubridae.